This is a messenger RNA of Drosophila navojoa, 1371 nucleotides long. It is a transcript of the gene corolla, whose product is annotated as synaptonemal complex component corolla. The record is from RefSeq and is a predicted model, not a curated record. NCBI's taxonomy places the organism in Eukaryota, Metazoa, Arthropoda, Insecta, Diptera, Drosophilidae.
AUUCCCAAAUGAGUUCCAGUUCCGAUUAAUGGUCGUGUUCAAAGAUUCGAAAUCAUCGAUAUAUGCAAUUUAUAACUGUUAACGCUUUGACUUGCAGAGUCACUUCGCGCCUAUAUGCAGCUAGAAAAAUUAAGCGAAAUGGCUUAUGAAUAUUUUCCCCAAGUGUUCCAAAGUAUUAUGCAUUUGGCAACAUCAAAUGAAGAUUUGCGUAGUGUAUUAACUCGACUUGAAAAUGCGCUUAAGGACAAAGAAGAGCUCAAGAAAAUAAAGAAAAACCUUCAUAAGGAAACACCGAAUUUGCGUAUCGACAUGGUGUUGGCGCGUGAAGCGACCGAUGUGCGUCAAGAAGAAAUUAAACAGAUGGAGACCGUUACCAAAACUAUACAAAGCUCAUACGAAUAUCUACUGGCAAUGGCCAACUUGUUCGACGAUGAGAAAAUCAAGAAUAUGCUGAGCUUCGAGGUUAUGCGGAAGGAACGGGAGGUGCAGCAGAAAAUCAGGGCCAUCGAAAUGGAGCAGAAACUCCAGCUGGAGGGAAAAGUCGCUAUGGAAGCGCGCUCAAUUGUUCAGGACUUUCGUAAAUGGCAGCUACAAUUGAAGGAGGCACAGGAAGAAAAUUCGAGGAUUGUCUUAGAAUCAGCUGAAAUGGAGCGCUACUGGAACGAGAAAUUGGCUCGGGCCACUCAGCAGCGAAACAAAAAGAUUGUUUCCUUGGUGCAGCUGAGGAAGCAAAUCGCUGAGCGGAAGAUUCCAUUUCCACCCGGCAUCAAGGUCAAGGCUUGCGAGACCAAGGCUAUGGCUCUGCCCAAGAAAGUUGAACCGCUCGUGCUGCAGCCGGCAUUGGAUUUCAUCAACAAGUAUGCUGAGGUAAACAAAGUCGUUGAUAAAGCUAUUGCCAUGGACACAUCAAUGGAUCCACCGUUGCGCUCCAUAUUAGUUCUCAAUCGCUCAAUGGACAGUUCUAAUGAGCUUGAUGCUACAGCAAAUCCCAAUAAGCAGGUACAUUUUGCCCCUUCGCCCUCGCCAUCUCACGCCAGCGGCAUCGAGACCGUUGAUCUUCCUACUGAUAUGGUUGACAUAUCUGACGUAACCUCAGAGUCAUCGCAGCUAGAGGUAGAAAAUACGCCCGAUACGAAAAAUUUUCCUGAUAAAGCUGUAGUCGAACAUGUGGAAAUUUUGCCGACAUUGUCACUCGAAAUUCCUGGAUGUGAUAACAAAAAUUAUGAUCAUGUUUUUCAAUGCAAUGAGUCCAUGCCCGAAGAGGACAUGGAUGAGGAUAAAAACGAAACAGAAACUAUGAAUUCAAAAUAUGCUGACAACGAUUUCUUUAUAAAUAUGACUGACUCAAACAACAGCUCUUAUGAUUUGUAA